AAUGUAGCCUAUAGAAAAUAGGGUUUCAUAAUUAGGUGUGCAUAGGGAAAUGAGAGUUCUCAAUAUGAUUUCUAUAGCAGCUUUUGUAGUGAUAGUCUAGACCAGCCUUUCUGAACCAGGGUGCCCAGGUUUCUUAAGGGGUGCCUUUGCAAAAUGUCUAAUAAUUGUCCAAAACUUGUGUACAAGCCAGCGGGUGGAACAAGCCGGCUUUCUAGUUACACAAAGCCACAGGUUUUCAUUUUGCACCAUAACAACCUUCUAGCCGACAGCGUCCUGACAACCAAUGAUAUCAUCAGUUGA
This is a messenger RNA of Staurois parvus, 300 nucleotides long. NCBI's taxonomy places the organism in Eukaryota, Metazoa, Chordata, Amphibia, Anura, Ranidae. The record is from the annotation of a GenBank genome assembly.